AAGACUCAGCACGAGAGCAACGCAAAGCCAGCUCGGGACAAGUCAAGAGCCAUCGGGCCCAACAGAAACCACCACCAUCAAAGCAACAGCAAGAAAGGAGAAGCGGAAGGCAUGGCGGCGACGGCGAUGGCCGUGAGCGGGAGGUGGACGCGGGUGCGGACGCUGGGCCGCGGCGCGUCAGGGGCCGAGGUCUUCCUGGCCGCCGACGAGGCGUCCGGGGAGCUCUUCGCGGUGAAGGCCGCGCCGGCGUCGGCCGCGGACACGCUACAGCGGGAGCAGGGGGUCAUGGCGGGCCUCCGCUCGCCGCACGUCGUCCCCUGCAUCGGCGGCCGCGCCGGGCGGGACGGCUCGUACCAGCUCUUCCUCGAGUUCGCGCCGGGCGGGACGCUCGCCGACGCGGCGGCGAGGAGCGGCGGGCGGCUCGGGGAGCGCGACGUCCGCGCGUACGCGGCCGACGUCGCCAGGGGCCUGGCCUACGUCCACGGGGCCGGCCUCGUGCACGGGGACGUCAAGCCGCGGAACGUCGUGAUCGGCGGGGACGGCCGGGCCAAGCUCGCGGACUUCGGGUGCGCGCGGAGGGCCAGCGCCGCCGCCGCCGCCGCGCGGCCGAUCGGCGGCACGCCCGUGUUCAUGGCGCCGGAGGUGGCGCGCGGGGAGGAUCAGGGCCCGGCCGCCGACGUCUGGGCGCUCGGGUGCACCGUCAUCGAGAUGGCCACGGGCCGCGCGCCGUGGAGCGGCGUGGUCGGCGACGUGCUCGCCGCGGUGCGCCUGAUCGGGUACACGGACGCCGCGCCCGAGGUGCCCCGGUGGUUGUCCGCGGAGGCCAGGGACUUCCUGGGCAGGUGCCUGGAGCGGCGCCCGGGCGACCGGCCCACGGCGGCGCAGCUGCUCGAGCACCCGUUCCUCGCCUCCGCCGGCGGCUGCGAAGCCACCAAGGGCGAAUGGGUGUCGCCCAAGAGCACGCUGGACGCUGCAUUCUGGGAGUCCGACAGCGACGACGAGGACCACGACGUGUCGUCGCAGAGCACCGCCGAGAGGAUCGGGGCGUUGGCCUGCCCCGCUUCGGCCUUGCCGGACUGGGACUCCGACGAGGGCUGGAUCGAUGUGCUCUCCACGCCAACCGAAGCGUCCGAGGCAGCGACCGCAGCGGACGCCGUGGAGGCCACUUGCCUCGACGGCGGUGUCGGGAGCGAAGAGGAAGCGAGCGCGGAGGCCGUGCCCCACGACAUUGAUGCGGACAGCGGCGCCGGCGCCCACAAUGUAGGAGAAGCUGACUCUUCAGCUGAGCACGAGAGGCGUCAUCCGUGUGUGAAUUCAGGCUGUGAUGAUGACGAUGUCCCAUGUAAAUUACUUCGCGACACAAACAAUACAAUGAAAUUUGCUUUCGCCCAAAUCUUGCUCUGUUCAUCCCCAUUCCCACAUGCAGAAAUUCCUGUUCUUUCGAAUGCGCUCUGUUUCUCGCUUCGGAGCGCUCACAUGAACGAGUUCACACCUAAAUUCCAGAGCGCUGUAAAAUUCGCCGCUUGCUUCGCUUUGGACAGCACGUUGCGCCGCCCGCGCAGCCGUGAUUGUGACUCUGACGAGGAAAAAAAGCGCGCAGGAACCUAG
Setaria italica (foxtail millet) is the source of this 1608-nucleotide messenger RNA. RefSeq names its product mitogen-activated protein kinase kinase kinase 17. Gene Ontology annotation, molecular function: ATP binding; protein kinase activity. Gene Ontology annotation, biological process: protein phosphorylation. The transcript has a single exon. Bases 112 to 1608 code for a protein of 498 amino acids. Lineage: Eukaryota; Viridiplantae; Streptophyta; Magnoliopsida; Poales; Poaceae. The record is from RefSeq and is a predicted model, not a curated record.